Molecule: messenger RNA, 948 nt
Organism: Sitophilus oryzae (rice weevil)
Lineage: Eukaryota; Metazoa; Arthropoda; Insecta; Coleoptera; Curculionidae
Exons: 4
Coding region: 28-948 (306 amino acids)
Source: RefSeq, a predicted model, not a curated record
GACAUAAUUGUUUAUGCGUCAAAUAAAAUGUCAAAAGCAUCCAAGAACAAAAAACUUUCUAACAAAUCCGAAAAACGAGGUUUCUGUAGAUGUUGCUCAGAUGAGGAAAAGUUUAACGACACCACUGAAGCUUUUAUAAACCACUUUGGAAAAGAAUUUACAGAGUACGAGUAUGUCAUUGAAAAUCUCGCAAUUAGGCCAAUUCCCAAAAAACUUUUGGAUCUUGUUCCCGUCCAUAACGCUCCUACUAGAAGCGAAGAUGAUAUCUAUGAUCUCAAAUGUAUUCAAAAAUCUAGUACCCAAAUUAAAGAUUGUUUAACCGCAAGUGUUUCUAAUGCCGAAGCAGAUUUAUCAGCCGAUGGUGAUUCACCACGUUUAAAAAUCCUAUCAGAUGAUGAUCAAAGAGUGUGCACUCGUCACGAUAUGACAACUGGAAGUCUUGACAAAUUGGGGGUCUUGCCAGGACAUAAGAAAGGAGGUCAUUUUCGAAAUAAUAGAAACUAUAAAUCUCCUCAACAAGUUAUCACGGAUCUCUGCAUGGCUAGCGAAAAAUCCUUAAAUUUCAAACCUAUUGCCGCGCCGGUGAUUAGAUCAAUACCCACCGAAAUACAAGAUACGAUCGAGUCAUUGAAAUUUAAAAAACCGCAGUUAGGAUUUCAACCCAAAAUCGAAAAGGACACUUUCCAAACACAGCAAAUGUAUUUCGCGGAAGUGACUAACGAGAAACAAAAUUUGAAUAGAGUUUAUGGUCACGAUUCGCAUAUGACUUCAAACGUGUCUACUUCUGGCGAUUAUGAUAAAGAAGAAAACUUGUCAUCGACUAUUGACUCUGUUGUACAAACUGAGCCGACAACAGAAAAUUCCUUCAUAAAAAGAAAGAAAAGAAAUCUUAAAUGGAAGAUAAUUAUCAAUAAACACUCAAAUGUAAAACUUAAAGGGAAUAAAUGA